This is a messenger RNA of Penicillium angulare, 1440 nucleotides long. RefSeq names its product GMC family oxidoreductase. Bases 1 to 1440 code for a protein of 479 amino acids. Gene Ontology annotation, biological process: secondary metabolite biosynthetic process. The transcript is spliced from 6 exons. The record is from RefSeq and is a predicted model, not a curated record. Gene Ontology annotation, molecular function: oxidoreductase activity, acting on CH-OH group of donors; flavin adenine dinucleotide binding. NCBI's taxonomy places the organism in Eukaryota, Fungi, Ascomycota, Eurotiomycetes, Eurotiales, Aspergillaceae.
AUGCGCGACCAUAUCAUUCUUGCCGCGAUUUUCUUCGCGUUUUUUCAAUACUGCUAUUCUUUUUCGGCUGGCGUAGAAUCAAUUAAGGCGGUGGGACUCCUUGGCUCUCAUUUCGGCAUCCCGGGGCUCAACGCUACAUAUGACUUCGUGAUUAUCGGAGGGGGUACAGCCGGCCUAGCGGUUGCCCGUCGCCUUGCCGAGAAUUCUUCUGUAACUGUCGCCGUCAUCGAAGCUGGUGACUUCCCACAAUUUAGCAAUGGCAAUUACUCGGAGGUUCCCGCAUAUGCAUCUGAGUUUACAGGGAACAAUCCGACCGAGAAAAAUCCCUAUCUCGAUUGGUAUAUGUAUACGACGCCCCAAACGACUCGGAGCUCUUCAUUGGAGUACUUUAAAGAAGCACUGGUGGAAUCCAAUAAUGUGGUCUUGUACAAAUCUACUAUGGCAAAGAAGGUCAUAUUCAAAGAGAAAAAAGCCAUAGGUGUGAUGGUCGAAAGUGGCGGGGAGAAGUAUCACAUCACUGCAAAGAAGGAGGUGGUGGUUUCUGCCGGUGUGAUGCGAUCUCCCCAACUGUUAAUGGUAUCCGGGAUUGGACCAAGCGCCACUCUCAGGGCUUACGGGGUUGAUGUGAUUGCCGACCGGCCAGGCGUUGGUCAAAACCUCUCGGACAAUGUGCUGGUGGGUCCUACCUAUCAAGUAGAGGUGACUACCCAUAACAGCCUCGCUGAUCCAGCAUUCCUGGCCGAUUCCAUCAAUCAGUAUAACAUCAACAGAACCGGAAUGUUGACAAACGUUGGCGGCGACGUUUCUGCAUUCGAAAAACUUCCACUAGAUAUGAUUAGCGUAUCGACGAUGCGUGCCCUCAACGAAUCAUUCCCAGAGGAUUGGCCACAUAUUCAGUACCUUGUUUUGGAUGAGUACUUUGGCUCAGGAACCGACAGCAGCUCUGGCCUCAAGGACAUGAGGCAAUACGUAGCCGCAUCCGUCGGGCUUGUCGCUACGUUCUCCCGUGGCAAUGUGACAAUAACUUCCGCAGACGUACGUGAGAAUCCAGUUAUCAGUCCAAACUGGCUUGCCGAUCCUCGAGAUCAAGAAGUUGCUAUAGCAGCCUUUCGCCGUGGGCGACAGCUUUUUCAAACUGCCUCGAUGAACCCAGUUGUCGUUUCUGAAGCAUUUCCGGGUGCCAACUACACAUCCGACUCGCAUAUUUUGGAGAUUAUACGCGAGAGCGCUAAUUCGGUCUAUAAUGCAGUUGGCACCAAUCGUAUGGGCAGAAAGAGUGACCCAUGGGCUGUUGUUGACAGUCGGUGCAGAGUCAUUGGUGUUCAAUCGCUGCGGGUAGUUGAUGCCUCCGCCUUCCCCUUCCUUCCACCCGGCCAACCAUCAGCUACAGUUUACGCUUUGGCUGAAAAGAUCGCGGAAGACAUGCGUGCGAUCUCUUGA